AUGCUUGCCUGUCAAACCAAGAGUCUAAUAAAAAGAGUUGUUUCACAAUUAAGAAACACUGGCUUACAAUCCCGAUCACUUUAUAGAACUGAUCAUAAGCAUGGUGCAUUCACAGUUAAACCUACUGGAUUUUGGGCUGACAAAAUACUUGAAAGAGAAUGUAAACGUCCUGUCGUUGCUUCAACUGAACCUCGAUUAUUAAUCGAAAGAACCAUGAAAGACAGCUACUUGGAAGAAUAUUUACCUUUCAAGUCUGAUCCUGAACUUUUAGACCAAUACAUAUUCUCUGAUGGAAAAAUUAGAACUGGGAAAUUACUAGAAGAUCUUGAUGCACUUGCGGGGGCCAUUGCUUACAAGCAUAUUGAUAAUGGAAACCCAAAUGUCUCACCUGUUACCAUUGUUACUGCAAGUGUCGACCGUCUUGACUUAUUUUUACCUGAAGCAGGCACACAGAAUUACAAACUAAGUGGACACGUUACUUAUGUAGGAACAAGCUCAAUGGAGGUAUUCAUCAAGGCCGAGACAUGUGGAGACGAAAUUCCAGAAGACAACGAUAAGGCCCCAGAUACAUUAUGUGUCCUUGGCAAGAACACAGUUCUGGCUACACGAUUUACUAUGGUAGCCAUAGACUCUGUCACACAAAAACCUGUCAAAAUUAACCCGCUGCGAUUGACAUCAAAAGCCGAGGAGCAUCUAUUUGAAAUGGCAGAGGCUACCAAACUAAGAAAGAAACGAGAAGCCGAAGCAUCUCUCAUGCGUCAGCCUCCUACACCUGCUGAGCGACUAGACAUUCAUGAUCUAUUCUUGGAGUAUUCUCGAUACAUAAGUGAUACAUCAGAUGAAAAGCUGCCUUUACCCGAAGACAAGGUCUGGAUGAGUGACACGAGAAUUGAGAGUAACUUUAUUAUGCAGCCACAGGACAGAAAUAUUCACAACAAUAUCUUUGGUGGAUAUCUGAUGCGUCGUGCUUAUGAGUUGGCCUAUGCCAAUACAGCCCUUUUCAUGAAAUCACCUUCGCCAACCUUACUAUCCAUGGAUGAAGUGGCAUUUAGGAAACCGGUUCAUGUGGGAACAUUAUUGAAUCUGAAGUCUUGUAUUGUCCUUUCUGAGGGAUUUCCUCAUCGCACAGUGCAGGUUCGUGUUGUAGCUGAAGUCAUCAACAUUGAAAAGGAUACUCGUGAAGUUACCAAUGUGUUCCAUUUUACACUAACAACAGGCAAUCCUAAUAUCAGACUUCGACGUAUCCUGCCACGAACCUAUGCCGAAUCAAUGCUAUGGAUUGAUGCCAAGCGUAGGCGAUACCAAGGCAUUCACUCUAGACAUGUCUUGUUAGAGUCUAUUAAAGAAAACGACUGCUAA
This is a messenger RNA of Rhizopus microsporus ATCC 52813, 1359 nucleotides long. Its product is annotated as acyl-CoA thioester hydrolase. The transcript has 5 exons. Gene Ontology annotation, cellular component: mitochondrion. NCBI's taxonomy places the organism in Eukaryota, Fungi, Mucoromycota, Mucoromycetes, Mucorales, Rhizopodaceae. Bases 1 to 1359 code for a protein of 452 amino acids. The record is from RefSeq and is a predicted model, not a curated record. Gene Ontology annotation, molecular function: fatty acyl-CoA hydrolase activity. Gene Ontology annotation, biological process: acyl-CoA metabolic process.